AUGCUGGCUACAAAGUUCGAACCCAUUGUCUUCAUCUGUCGAAAACAAGCAGAAAUAAGCUAUCCAACUGGGACCACGAAACGAAUUAGCAAAUCCAACCGAUUGCUAGGAGCACUUAAGACGACGAUUCUGUCCACCGAACCUACAGCUGGCGGACCGUCGUCGACAAGAACUUUGACUCCUGUUCUCGCUGCUCAUCCAAUAACGGCAUCACCCCACAAAUCUGACGUGGCUGAACUCAUUUGCACGACAUCAGACAUUUAUGAGCUCUCCAAUAAUGGGAUAGUAGUGCCUGUGAAGAUGUUCGUGGAAAAAGAGCAUGUACUCGUAUCCAGGGGGCCCGUCGGCUUUGGACACGAGUGCAGUUCGACACCUCGACGGGACGACCGUGACGACAGUUACAUGCCUGGAACAUCUCCUGAUAUGUUGAUGUCAGUACUCAAUAUGAAAGUCUGUGCGAAUUCACUGUAA
Molecule: messenger RNA, 471 nt
Organism: Necator americanus (New World hookworm)
Lineage: Eukaryota; Metazoa; Nematoda; Chromadorea; Rhabditida; Ancylostomatidae
Exons: 3
Coding region: 1-471 (156 amino acids)
Source: RefSeq, a predicted model, not a curated record